Messenger RNA from Anopheles aquasalis, 4044 nucleotides. Its product is annotated as putative ATP-dependent RNA helicase DHX57. NCBI's taxonomy places the organism in Eukaryota, Metazoa, Arthropoda, Insecta, Diptera, Culicidae. Gene Ontology annotation, molecular function: ATP binding; protein binding; helicase activity. Gene Ontology annotation, cellular component: intracellular anatomical structure. The record is from RefSeq and is a predicted model, not a curated record.
CGCGUCUGAAAAAAAAAUUGUGAAAUUCUUGGGAGCUCUGCACGUGCAAAAAGAGGGUAAACGAUGGACGAAGAAAGCAGGCAAUUGGUGGCGGAUUGUUUCCUCCGGCCGGUUGUUGAUCCGCGGUCCACGAACACGCCGAACGAACCGCCACCCACGAAGCAGCCCGUGAAGGUGGAGCUGCAGGUGCUCCGGCUAAAGGAUGAGUCACAGACGCUGAUCAUGGACACGUUGCGCGCCAUCCACGGCGAGUCCUUUCAGCUGGGCGACAUCUCAAAGUACGUGGAUCAGGGAAAUCGGUUGAAGAAAAACUUCUGGCAAGAUCGUGGUAACCUCGUGAUCCAGGGCGGAUGCGACUUCUCGAACGUCGUGCGCACGGGCAACAGCAAUGAGGACAAGUUCCGGAUGUAUGCGGCCAUGAAACUGCACAGCUACGGAUUCCACAGGGCACACUGUGAGGAAGCACUCGAUCACCACAACGGUGACAUCGAUCGCUCUCUCGAGUUGCUGUUUUCCAAGUACUUCCCACCACCGGCCGAUCUGGCACCACCGCCCGAGGAGUACGACGAAGAGGAACUCAGCACGUUGCGAGCCGAUGAGCGGGAAGCGCUAGAGUCCAUCUACGACAAGCUGUUCGUAGAGAAGGAACGGAACCGCGUGUGGCAGCUCAAGUUUAAGAUCGAUCAUCUGCUGGUGCACAGUCCUUCCGAGAUGAAAAAGCUGGCGGAACGGGAACGGCAGCAGCAGGAAGAGGAGCGUCGCCGGAAGCAGGAAGAGUUGGCGAAGAAAAAAAAGGCCAAAAAAGAACCAUGCUGGAAUUAUGCGAAGGGCAAGUGUCGGUACGGUAAUCGCUGCUACUACUCCCACGGACCGGAAGAAUCGAGUGAGGGGACCGCUGGUGGCAAGGGUGAUGGCAAGAAGCUACUGGACAAAGCGACUGAAGAGGAUCCAAAUUGGUUUUUCCUCGAAGUACGGUUUCCACCCGGCAACCGGUAUCCAUUCGAGCGUCCUGUCCUGCUACUGCGCACGACCUGCCCGGACAUUCCGGAUCAGCUGUGCUUACGGGUGAACAGACGGUUAGUGCAGGAAACGAUCGAGCUGACUCGGGACGGUAUGCCGUGCAUCUACACCGUGGCCGAUCUACUACAGAACGACACCGAGAUUGGCCGUUUCAUCGAGCUCGAUCGUUACCAGUUUCUCGACGCUAAACGAUCGCUGUUCUAUGAACCGAACGAGAACGAAAAUCGUGAGGGUCAGCAGGGUGAGCUACCGUCACACCAUCAGCGUGGCAACACGGGCCGCCAGACCGGGCCUCGGAUAAACUUGGAGCAGGUGCUGAAAGAGGACCGCAACAUCGUGCGCAAGUUCCUGGACAAGCAAGCGAACGCCGCGUACCGGGAGAUGGUGAAGGCGCGCAGCAAUCUGCCGGCCUGGGGAAAGAUGAACGAAAUUCUCGAGCUGCUGGAAUCGAACCAAAUUCUCGUCAUCAGCGGUGAGACGGGAUGCGGAAAGUCCACCCAAGUGCCUCAAUUUUUACUCGACGAUUGGUUGCUCCAAUCGUCGCGCCUCACUGGGAACGCAAAGCUACGCCACGUGGAGAUUGUCUGCACGCAACCGAGGCGUCUGUCGGCGAUCGGUGUAGCGGAACGUGUGGCCGAAGAGCGGAUAGAAAAGGUUGGAAACACGGUCGGCUACCAGAUACGGCUGGAAACGCGCACGUCCUCGUCGACGAGACUUACCUUUUGCACGACGGGCAUCCUGAUGCGCCGGUUACAGUCCGAUCCGUUGCUUUCGAGCGUCACGCACGUGAUCGUGGACGAGGUGCACGAACGGAGCGAAGAGUCCGACUUUUUGCUCCUCAUCCUAAAGCAGCUGCUUGAGAAGCGUAGCGAUCUGAAGGUGAUCCUCAUGUCGGCUACCCUUAACUCGAACCUGUUUGCCAGCUACUUCGGCGAUAUCCCGGUUCUCGACAUCCCGGGCCGUACCUUCCCCGUGGAGCAGCUCUUUCUGGAGGAUAUCCUGGAGCGUAGUGGGUUUGUGUUGGAACCGGAUUCGAUGUACUGUCGCAAGCUGCGAAAGGGCGAUCACGAACUGCUGACGCAGGAGCUGGAGUAUGCUGAUCUGCAGGCGUCCGAAGUCCCUCCGGCCAGAUCGAUCCGUGACGAGAACCUUAAGCUAACGGACAUCUUCGCACGGUACGCAGAUUAUUCGAAACAAACGUGCAAAACGCUUUACCUCAUGGAUCCGCUCCGGAUCAACCCGGAGCUGAUCGAGCGUGUGCUUACGUACAUCGUAGACGAUCCGUCCCACGGCUGGCCACAGGAAGGUUCGAUACUGAUCUUUCUUCCCGGUUUGGCCGAGAUACAGACCGUUCACGAAUCACUUACCAGCAGCCGGCUGUUUGGUCCUCGGGGUGAACGAUUCGUGCUGAUACCGUUGCACUCGAUGUUGACGAAUGAGGAGCAGGCGCUAGUCUUCCGGAAGGCUCCGAAGGGCAAGCGAAAGAUCGUACUCAGUACGAACAUUGCCGAAACGUCGAUCACCAUCGAUGAUUGUGUGUUUGUGAUCGAUUGUGGCCAGAUGAAGGAGAAGCACUUCGAUUCUAACCGCAACAUGGAGUCACUGGAAAUGGUUUGGGUGUCGCGAGCAAACGCCUUACAACGGAAAGGACGCGCUGGGCGCGUUAUGCCGGGUGUAUGCAUCCAUCUCUACACGAAACCACGGUUUACGAAUCACAUCCUUGGGCAACCCGUUCCGGAAAUUCAUCGGAUACCACUGGAACCGUUACUGCUGCGCAUCAAAACCCUAUCGACGCUUCAGGAACGUCCGAUCAGUGCCGUCCUGGGGGCAACUAUUGAACCACCGAGCGAAGAGAAUAUUGAGGCGGCCAAGAAACGGCUCGUCGAUGUCGGUGCACUCGAUCUCGAUGAGCAGCUCACGGCACUCGGGCACCAUCUGGCCGCACUACCGGUUGACGUGCGGAUCGGUAAGCUGAUGCUGUUCGGUGCCAUCUUCCAGUGCCUGGACAGUGUGCUAACGAUCGCAGCUAUCCUAAGCUACAAGAGUCCUUUUGUGGCUCCGUUCGCAAAGCGAGAUGAAGCGGACAACCGGAAACGCCAGCUGGCCAUCGCCAACAGCGACCAUUUGACGAUGCUGAACGCGUAUCGGCGCUGGAUGGUAGCGGCCCAGCGUAGCCGCUACGCCGGUCAAUGCUUUGCCGAGGAGAACUAUCUGUCCAGCAAAACGCUCACCACGAUCGGUGAGAUGAAGUAUCAGUUUCUGGAGCUGCUCGUCUCGAUCGGUUUCGUACCGAUCGAUCUGUCCGGGCGGAGCCGUUCGAAACGGCAACAGGCGGUGGACGAUCUGGCCGCCCUUACCGGUGCGGAACUGAACGUGAACGGUGAUAACAAUCGGCUGCUGGCGGCCAUCCUGUGCGCCGCCCUUUAUCCCAACGUGGCGAAGGUGCUUACGCCCGAGAAAAGCUUCGUAUCGGGAGCGGGCGGUGCAGUACCGUACCUUCCGCAGGCAUCGGAUUUGCGGUUCAAGACGCGCGGCGACGGUUACGUCUCCCUACAUCCGUCCUCGGUGAACGCACAGGUUGGAUUCUUCAGCUCACCGUUCCUGGUGUACCAGGAGAAGGUGAAAACGUCUCGGAUAUUCAUUCGCGAAACCACGAUGGUACCCCUGCUGCCGAUGGUGCUGUUCUCCGGCAGUGACCUGCAGAUCGAACUGCACGGUGGUGACUUUGUGAUACUGCUUGGCGAUGGUUGCCUGAUGCUGCAGACACCGACCCAUCAGGUGGCCGAGAUGAUGAAGUUUCUACGCCUCGAGCUAGUGAAAAUGCUCGAGCUGAAGAUUAGCGAUCCGUUGCUUAAUCUGCUGAACCACGAGCACGGCAAGCGCAUCAUCGCGACGAUCGUGCAUCUUAUCAGCAAAGAGUAGAGCACCAGUGUGUUGUAGAUAGUACAGCGGAGCGAUCCAUUAUCCAGUUGCAAAGAGAACACAUGAUUUUUACACGAUAAAAGUUGGCCUCAUUACAGUCGA